AACAACGCCGAGCGAGUCAGACGUGCGGCAAACGGUGCGCGCAAUUUAAAGUGUUAUUUGUUAAAUAAUUAAAAGCUAUUUGAUAACAUAAUGCACGAAUAUGUCGCCACUCGUGCGCGUGAAUAAAACAGCGUUUGUGUAAACGAAUUGGAUUGAUUGGGCGUUUCGGUAAAUGCAUUUCCCACCAGCUCGGCUAUUGUUUUUUUUUUCUAUUUCUACGCGAAGUGUGCGUCCAAUUGAAUUAAAUAACGAAAAUGCAAAGCGUAACUGACAGGAGCAGCAUUGAAAUCGAAACGGCGGCAGGCUAAAUUGAAAGUAAAGUUCGCAAAAAAAAAAAAACUGUUAAACGGCGGCGGCAACGGCACUUAACUGUUGUUUGCUCAGAAAAUCAGAAAACAGUGCAAAAAUAGAAAAAGAGGAAAGGAAGAAUAUAGUAAAAAAAAAAAACGCCGAAAAGUGUGUACAUAUUUAAAUUGUUAGUGAAUAAUUUUAUGCAACACACAUGCACACGUCUGCCUGUGUGUGUGUGCUUGUCUGUGAUUGUUUUUGUGUGCGUUUGUGUACAACAAGAAUAACAACAAAAACUGUGCAAGGAUCAACGACAACGACAACGCCGCCGUCGCAGUCGCCGUCAGGGUAGUUUGUUUGAACAAAGCCCAAAGCCCAACGAGGAGACGGGUGGAGAGAGACGCGUGCUCUCUUCUCUUUUGUGCGCUUUUGCCGCCUGGAAUGUGCUGCAGCCCAACAAACAAAAACAACUGCAAGAGCAAUUGCAGGAACAACAACGACAGCGGGCGACCGUAACGAGCACACACUCGCUGUUACACACACACACACACACACACUCAAACUGGGUGCCGGCUGAAAGGGGAGGAAACGCUGUUUAAUUGUUUGCAGGAUUCUUUUGAUGCGCCCGCUGCUUCUGCUGCAGCUGGAAGUUGACUGCAUUUGGGCAAAUAGAUUCAAGAACCGCGCUGCCAAAACUCUGGAUGGAACUGAACCGAAAAAAUGUCGAUAAAACGCAAAAAUAAUAAGCUAAGAGAGAAAUUAAUUUUCAUGGUUUUGCCGGCCAUCGAGAAGUGAAGAGCAACUCAAGCCAAAUACACAGCGAAAUCAAGAAACAAAGAGAGAAAAAAUAAAAAACGCUGCGCAAACUCAAAAAGCUAACGAAAACGAAUUCGAUCGAUUUGCAUUGACACAUUUAGUUAGAAAUAGGAAACCCGAAAAUCCGAGACGACGACGACGACGACGAAAACGGAAAUGGAUCUCAGUCUUGAACGCGACAGCUCUGCGCUGGGCAGUCUGUUCCAACAGAUCAUAAAUGACAUGAAGAACACAUCGCCGCUGUGGGAGGACUUUGUGGCCAAGGCGAGUAAGCUGCACACGUGCCUGCGCGCUGCGAUUCAGGCAAUUGCCGCCUAUUUGGAUGCCUUCCAAAAGAUCGCCGAUGCGGCCACCAAUUCCAGAGGUGCAUCGAAGGAGAUUGGCACCGCUUUGACGCGCGUCUGUCUGCGCCACAAGGCGGUCGAGACGCGCUUGAAGACGUUCACGAGCGCCAUUAUGGAUUGUUUGGUGCAGCCGCUGCAGGAUAAGAUCGAGGACUGGAAACGCACGGUGGCCACCAUUGACAAGGAUCAUGCCAAAGAGUACAAGCGUUGCCGCAGCGAGCUUAAAAAGCGCUCCAGCGACACGUUGCGGCUGCAGAAGAAGGCCCGCAAGGGCCAAACCGACAACAGCCUGCAAUCGUUGAUGGACUCGCACAUGCAGGAUGUGACGCUGCGUCGCGCCGAGCUCGAGGAGGUGGAGAAGAAAUCGCUGCGUGCCGCCAUGGUCGAGGAACGGCUGCGCUUCUGCAGCUUUGUGCACAUGCUGCAGCCGGUGGUGCACGAGGAGUGCGAGGUCAUCUCCGAGCUGGGCCAUCUGCAGGAGGCCAUGGAGUCCAUUGCACUGGUCACCAAGGAGCCGAGCGUGCUGCCGCAGGCCUCGGAGGAGCUCAUACACGACGCCAAGGCCAGCAUUAAUCUAUAUCCCGAGUCACCCGGCGGCGGAUCUGGCUCCCAGGGUGGCGGCUGCUCCAAUUCGCUGGGCUCACGCAAGAGCUCCGUCUGCUCCAUCAGCAGCAUGAACAGCAGCGGCUCCAGCAACUCGCCGGGUCAUCAUCACUAUCAGCGCUCGCUGUCGCAGUUUGUAACGCCCGCAAUUCGCUUGAAACCUGGUGAAUCCAGUGAUAGUGGCUUUUGCUCAUCGCCAGCGCUAACAACACAGGCGUCGACUGCGACAAAUCAGACGCACGCCGUCUCCACUUGGCCGCCACAUUCCCAGGACGUUGUGGACACGCUGCCGCCGACUGCCGAUCGUCCGCACACGAUUUCCACAACCUACGAGAAGGGCCAUCAGCGUCCGCCGCUAACUGUUUACACGUUCCAGAAUCCCGAGACCAUACACGAGUCCAGCAGCAGCGGCAGCCUCAUAGCUCCUGCUCCCGCUGCUCCUACUGCUCCCGCUGUGCCCAACAGCAGCUCCUCCGCCUCGGGCCAGACCACGCCGGCUCCACAGAAAUCGCCAGCCGCCUCGCUUAGUCGUCCGCCGUUGCCAGUUCGCUGCUCGUCGCUGGAACGCCCGCUGUCGGCGCAGAGCAAUCAUCGCCAGAACAGUGGACAGAAUUUGCUGCAGCGCCAGUGCCCCUCACCGAUUCCGGCUCAUAUCACGAAAGAGCUGUCCGCCGCACAUCAUGCACAGCAGCAGCAGCAACAGCAGCAACAAACCACGCCCACCUAUGUUAAUAUGUCCGAACUGGCGGCUAUGAAACUAACCAACCAGCAGCAGCAACAGCAAUCACAGCAGCAAUCACAGCAGCAGCAGCAACAAAAGGCAGCAACACCUUUGCUGCAGCAACAGAGCAGCAUCGAUUCGAUAUGUUCGCAGCACUCGAAUGACUCGUCGACUGGCUCGCUACAGCAGCAACUGUUGCAGCAUCAAUCGCAGAUCAUGAAUCAUCAGCCAACUGGACUAGGCACACGAUCCCAUUCCAUAUCCUCGUCGGUGUCCUCGAACACGGCCUCCUCGUUGCACUCGCAUCCAUCCAUUGACUCGGCUGUUGCUGCCUCGCUUGUGGGCACAGCUGGUGGUGGUCACACUAAUACCAAUACAAGCACCACAACACCAUCCAGCGGCUGUUCAACGCCACAGAAUCACUAUUCACCACUGUUAACCAACUCACCCACGUCCACUGCCGCAGGUACACCCAGCAACGGCAGCAUUGCCAGCGGCCUCGGCUUUGUCUAUCAGAUCAGCUCACCGACGCCGCCCGCCUCCGCCAGCGAAGUGCUCAAGAUCACCGAACCAUCGCCGCCAGCUGCAGCUGUUGUCGAUGUUGUCCAUGAUGUCCAUGAUUCUGGCGAUACCGAUGAACGUUCGCGUGCCUCGGUUCUGCAGAAGGCCUCCAUGUUUGAGAAGCAGGCAGCCGCUGCCGCUGCACCAGCGCCUGUGCCUGUGCCUGUGCCGUCAGCUGCCUCAAGUGGCCGACGUUCCGAGGAGCUGCGCGCGGUGGAGCAACAGGAAAUGGACAAAUCUUUCGAAGAUUCGAUACAAGCAUUAAAUAAUUUAAUUGGCGAAUUAGACUCCUUUCAACGUGAGAUCGAUGAGGGCAAGGGCAAGCAGCACAGCAGCAACAUCAACAGCAACAACAGCAGCAACAACAACAACAACAGAAGCAACAACAGCAACAAUAACAACAGCAACAACAGCGGCUCGAGCAGCAGCAACAGCAGCAACGAGAACAACAACAGCAACGAUCUGCUGUUGUUGCCCAGCAACAGCAACAACAUCGAUUGCUGUGCGAUCAGCAAUCAAACAAAUUCGAGCGGCUGCGGCACAGACAUCUCGGACACCACAUCCGAGGAGCUGGGCGGCAUCGAUGGGCAACGGCGGCAUCGGCAAUUGAAUGCCAGCGAUUCGGAGCUGAGUCGCUGUUAUGUGAGCGAGACGAGUUCGCUGACCGGCGGCAUAUUGGCCGGCGGCUAUGAGAAUCCGACAUUUGUGCACUUUGCCAAUCGAGAGGAACAGCCGGAGAAUGGUCGCAGCCAGCAAUAUGCCAGCGACAGCGUCUCGCUGACCUCGGCCUCGGAUAGCGUGUGCAUGGGCCAGCCGCGGCACGCCUAUGUGGACACGUGCAGCGAUGACGGCAGCGCUGUGGUUGUCAUCUACGACCAUCAGAUACCCAAUACGCCGGACAUUGAGUUCGUUAAACAGAAUUCGGAAAUUGUGCUGUUGCGCACCAAAGAUCCGCAGCAGCUGCAGCUGCACGAGAUGCGUGAACUGCACCAGCUGCCGGACAAUCUGGCCGGAACCUCGCCCGAAUCGCCCGACGACGAUGGCAGCUCGGCGGGAGCACAGAAGCCACCUGCGGCAAUGGCAACGGCAACUGUGGCGCCCGCCAAGCAGCGACUCUCCUCGUUUCGCGCCUCCAGCGAGCAGCAGCUACAGCUGCUCGGACGCGCCAGUCCGCACAGAGGUACGGAAAAGCUUAGGGUUAGUCCAGAACAGCAGCAGCAGCCAGUGCAGCCAGUGCAGCAGCAAUUAGCGAGCGAUGCAACAGCAACAGUUGCUGGUGCGGUGCGGCGCAAGCUGCCGCCGAAGCCGAUUAGCCUCAGCAUAUACAAUGGGCCCGUGCCUGAGCCGGGCAACAGCAGCAGCAACAGCAGCAAGCCAGUGAUACCCAGAAAGUUUGACUUUAAGGCUGACUUAGAUGCCAAAAUACGCAAGCAGAAACUAAAAGUGCAGCAGCAAUUGCAGCAGCAGCAGCAACAACAAGCACACUCACCACAGUCGCCCCAAACAACAACAACAGCAAACUGUAAUGUCACUAAUAUACCUGCCGUUAUUGCAUCCGCAUCCAAUCAUAGAAUGCCAAACCAAACAGCAGCAACAUCUAAUCAUGCGCCAUACAAAACGCCCAACACAGCAACAGCAACAUCAACAUUAUCAUCAACAACCUCACCUGGAUCCAAAUUGUCAUUGCCAUUAUCAUCAUCAUCAUCAUCAUUAUCUGCAUCAUCAUCGUCGUCAGCAGCAGCAGCAGCGCCACCUCAGCCGCCCAAUGUGCCCGCCAAACCCGCACCACAAUUGCCCAAUUCAUAUGCGUGCUCCACUGUCAAUGCCAAUCCUCCACCUACCCAUGCUAGUGUCAAGCCAUGCAUAACGCCCAGGCCGGCAUCGUUGUCGGGAGGAGUCGGAGGAGUAGCAGGAGGAGGAGGAGGUGGCUCCACGCGCAUCGCACGUCGUUCUUCCAUUAACCAGGCGAAGCCACCGCCGCCAGUGCGACGCAGCUCGUCGGUGACGCCCAGUCCCAAUAAUGGGCUGCAACUGCAACUGCAACAGCAACAGCACAGCAACAACUCGUGCGAGCACUUGCCACCGCCGCCCGCCUACCUGCUGGAGGCCUACACCUCCACGUCGCCUACACCUACGCCGUCCAUGCCCAGCUCAGCGCUCAAGGUGUCGGAGACGGUGCGUGCUCUGGCAGCCAUGCGGCAGCAUCAGCCCGCCUCGCCCGUUGCGCUGCGCCGCAUGCAACAGCAACAGCAGCAACUGCAGCAGCAACAGCAACUGCAGCAGCAGCAGCAGCAACAUCCUUCACAGCAGCACAAGCCUAUUGAAGCUGACUAUGAAGCUUACUAUAAUAGCUAUAUGGAGCUGCAUGCCUAUGCUCAAGCCACGCCCUCCAAUCACCCACAACAGCAACAUCACCAGCAGCAGCAACGCUUUGUGCAGCAGCAACAUCUUCAUCAACAGCAGCAGCAGCAACAGCUGCCACCAACGCCGCCUCCAUAUCAGGCGCCACCUCAGCUGGAUGCCUCAUCGUUCCGCACCUCAUCGCCUGGCGCCGGCGGCGGCGGCAUCUACGCGCAGCCCAAAUUGGUCAGCAACAUGUCCAGCUUUCGCAGCAGCAGCCCCAGCCCAAAUGGGCAUGCUGCUCACCCACUGCCACCGACACAGCCCAAGGCGAAUCCGAAUCUAAUUGCACAGCUCAAUGCACGACUCAACAGCAAGCAGCAGCAACAGCAGCAGCAGCAACAGCAGCAACAUGUUGCCGAGGGCAUUUACGGCAACGCGAGCAGCGAGUCCAUCUACCUGCGCAGCGGCUUGUCCAUGACACAGCAACAACAGCAGCAGCAGCAACACCACGACGCUGCGCAAACAGCUAACAUGCGACAACAGCAACAGUUGCAGCAGCAGCAGCAGCAGCAGCAGCAACAUUAUACUUGCCCGCCGCCGCUUGAGGAUCCGCCACCGCCGCCCAUUUAUUCAGCGACCAUGCCCAAAAAAAUGGCACGCGCACAUGUUGCACACGGCAACAGCAGCAGCAGCAGCAAUCAUGUGAUGGGCGCCACGCUGCCCAAAAAUAUGCUGCAACAGCAACGUUUACAGCAGCAACAGCAGCGCUUGCAGCAACAGCAGCAGCAGCAACAAUAUCAACAGCCCGUUGGCAAUGGACAUGCUAAUCAGCGACCAGCAAUGCCGCUGCCCCAGCAACAACAGCAACAACAGCAACAGCAGCUGCAGCAACAACGACAGCCACCAAUACCGUCGCGCCAUUCCAGCGUGCAGCAAAAGAUAUUCGUUUCGACGAAUCCAUUUAUACAGACAACAGCCGUCAAGUUUCAUACGCCAGCGUCCUCGGUGCACACAACGCCCGCUGCCUCGCCCACCUGCGGCUCGCCCGCAACGGCAACCUUUGCCAGCAUUUAUGGCACAACGGGACGUGGCGCUAGCGCACAGCAAUACCAGCAACAGCAGCAGCAACAUCUGCAGCAGCAACAUUUGCAACAGCAGCAACAUCUGCAGCAGCAGCAGCAGCAUUAUUAUCGCGAUGUGGCUGGCGGCAACAGCAAUGGCGGCGCUGUUUAUUAUGCUGCCCACAACAAUGCCCAUGGCCACGCCCACGGCCACGCCCAUUCGCACGCCCACAUGCCUCAUGUCCAGGCACAUCAUUCAAACUAUGCCACCAGCACCAAUAUCGAAAAGACUGGCAGCAUACGUGCCAAGACCAAGGCUGAAUUUCUCGAGAAUCUCAAUGCAAAGCUGGCCAAACAGGGCAUCUCCGGACGUGCAUUUGCCGUGCGAAAUCUGAUCAAUAGCAAGGCUUUGCCGGAUCCGCGCAUUUGUCACGAGUCGCUAAUGGAUCAAAUAAAGCGGGGCGCGACUUUGAAGCGCAAUCAAAAGAUCAACGAUCGCAGCGCGCCCAAAAUACAUUAAUCUAUUAAUGUUUUUAAUCCGAAUAUUAUUUAUUUCUAAUGAAAAAAACACCCCAAAAUAAUUAUGAGGCGGCGUUGCCUGCUCGAUUGCAGGUUAACGCAGAGUUUAGUUUGAAACUAAGAAACUCGACUAAAUACAAUAUAACACACGUACACACAUAUGAUAAAAGAUAUAUGAUAACUGAUAAAUACGCGUAUACAAUAUAUAUAUAUACAUAAAUUAACUACACAUACAUAUAAUUAAUACGAGAAAAAUAUCAGAAAAGGGUUCUUCAAAAAUCUCUAGUUACACACAUUUGAUUCUAAUUGGCAUUUCUCUUAAUUUCCUAUAAACAUAUAUACCUAAAGAUAUAUAUAUAUACAUACUACACAUAUAUUCAGAUUUAUGCGAGUUAUGCUUUUUUUUAAGUUAACAAAAACUGGAAGACAAUUGAAGUUGAAUGUUGUAUGAAAAGUUUCAUGGAUUAUUUAUAAUUUAAACUCGAAUUUAUUGUUAGUUGAAUUUAGUUUUGUCGCGCUUUUAAUUAAUUAAUAUUAUUUAUAAUUUCCUCUUGUUUGUGUAAAUACCAAUAAUUUAACUAAUACAACCAACUAAUAUGACGCCCAAUAAAUGAAAUUGUCGUAUCUAUAUAUAUACUUAUAUACAUAUAUAUUA
Molecule: messenger RNA, 7911 nt
Organism: Drosophila montana
Lineage: Eukaryota; Metazoa; Arthropoda; Insecta; Diptera; Drosophilidae
Gene: mim
Product: missing-in-metastasis
Exons: 19
Coding region: 1261-7257 (1998 amino acids)
Biological process (GO): cell projection assembly; plasma membrane organization
Cellular component (GO): actin cytoskeleton; cytoplasmic side of plasma membrane
Molecular function (GO): actin binding; phospholipid binding
Source: RefSeq, a predicted model, not a curated record